Fusarium musae is the source of this 543-nucleotide messenger RNA. RefSeq lists its product as uncharacterized. Lineage: Eukaryota; Fungi; Ascomycota; Sordariomycetes; Hypocreales; Nectriaceae. Gene Ontology annotation, molecular function: glutathione transferase activity; glutathione binding. The record is from RefSeq and is a predicted model, not a curated record. The transcript has 3 exons. Bases 1 to 543 code for a protein of 180 amino acids. Gene Ontology annotation, cellular component: cytoplasm.
AUGUCUCAGUUGACACUUUAUACCGAUCGUCGGUUCCCUUGCCCUCAGAGACUGCAAUUGGUAAUUCUUGAGCUGGGUCUUGACAUCACUGACAUUCAUGAGGUGGAUAUUAUCAAACGUGAGCAGCAGAAGCCGGAGUUUCUUAAGAUCAACCCUUUUGGAGCCGUCCCCUGCCUCCAGGACCACUCGCAUGAUCCAGUUCUUGGUAUGACUGAGUCUCGCGCUAUUGCUCGAUAUCUCGCAGAUCGGUAUGGCGGGCUGGACAAUAAACUCAUACCCGAUGGUGAAGUUGCAAAGGCCAAGUUCGAAGAAGCUGCAUCCAUCGAAUUGACCUCUUUCGAUGCUGUUGCAAAUCCACUGGCUUUCGAAGUCUACUUCAAAUCGCAAUUCAUGAACCAAGAGCCCAAGGAGCAGGUAGUCAAGGAUCUUAAAGUGAAACUUGAACGAGUGCUGAGACUCCUUGACCAAAAGCUCAGCACACAGCCUUUCAUGGCUGGCUCGGUCAGUAUGGUUGUAAUUCGAGUCUUGCAACAGAGCAUCUAA